GUUGCGGAGCGGGGGAAGUCUCGCGAUUGUUGGCGUUAUUAGAGAGAGUUGGUGAAGAUGGCGCCUGUUGUGACAGGGAAAUUUGGGGAGCUCCCUCAGCCAAAGCGUUUAACAAGGGAGGCAAUGCGCAACUACUUGAAGGAAAGAGGAGAUCAGACAGUACUCAUACUGCAUGCAAAAGUCGCACAGAAAUCGUACGGCAAUGAAAAAAGAUUCUUCUGUCCUCCACCAUGUGUUUACCUGAUGGGUUGUGGCUGGAAGAAAAAGAAGGAGCAGAUGGAGAGAGAGGGCUGCUCGGAGCAGGAGUCACAGCCUUGUGCCUUUAUAGGCAUUGGAAACAGUGAACAAGAAAUGCAGCAGCUCAACUUGGAGGGCAAGAAUUUUUGCACAGCAAAAACAUUAUACAUUUCUGACUCGGACAAACGGAAGCACUUCAUGCUGUCAGUGAAAAUGUUCUACGGGAAUAGCGCAGAUAUCGGUGUCUUCCUCAGCAAACGAAUCAAGGUCAUCUCCAAACCUUCCAAAAAGAAACAGUCGCUGAAGAAUGCAGACCUAUGCAUAGCUUCUGGGACGAAGGUGGCUCUUUUUAACCGCUUGCGGUCCCAGACUGUCAGUACGCGGUACCUUCAUGUGGAAGGGGGAAACUUCCAUGCUAGUUCACAACAGUGGGGAGCCUUCUAUAUUCAUCUAUUGGAUGAUGAUGAGUCAGAGGGUGAAGAGUUUACAGUCAGAGAUGGUUAUAUCCAUUACGGUCAGACGGUGAAGCUGGUGUGCUCCGUGACAGGCAUGGCUCUACCCCGACUGAUCAUUCGUAAAGUGGACAAGCAGACAGCGCUAAUGGAUGCCGAUGAUCCUGUGUCCCAACUACAUAAAUGUGCCUUCUACCUUAAAGAUACAGAGAGGAUGUAUCUCUGCCUGUCACAAGAGAGGAUAAUUCAGUUCCAGGCCACACCCUGUCCCAAAGAAACGAACAAAGAAAUGGUUUUUCACCUUUUUCAGUUUUAUAACAUAUAG
This is a messenger RNA of Sinocyclocheilus anshuiensis, 1014 nucleotides long. Its product is annotated as recombining binding protein suppressor of hairless. Bases 58 to 1014 code for a protein of 318 amino acids. The transcript has 9 exons. Gene Ontology annotation, molecular function: DNA-binding transcription activator activity, RNA polymerase II-specific; RNA polymerase II cis-regulatory region sequence-specific DNA binding. Lineage: Eukaryota; Metazoa; Chordata; Actinopteri; Cypriniformes; Cyprinidae. Gene Ontology annotation, cellular component: nucleus. The record is from RefSeq and is a predicted model, not a curated record. Gene Ontology annotation, biological process: regulation of transcription by RNA polymerase II.